ACCCACAACCAAUAUCUCCGGCACCAAGCUUUGCAUGGCGGCGUUGAUCGCUUGCGGGAGGGGGGCGUCGUGGUAAGAGAGUUCAAGCAGAGAGCGGGGCAAUUGGUCACUACCCUCCCAGGCGCCUACCACUCCGGAUUCAACGUCACUCCCACUCAGGCCGAAGCGGUCAACUGGACGGAUUCCACAGAUCGGUCCGAGGAAUAUAUCCCUUGCAACGCGGAAUGCAAUGAUCACGACCCGAUUACGUAUGAGAUAGCGUUUUCGAGCGAUCAGCCCCAGAACUCAACUUCCCUUAAAAAGGAUGCAGGCAAAGAGCAGCACGCCGGAGAGCAGCACACUGGCGACGAGCACACGGAUGAGCAAAACACAGGCGAUGACCAGCAAACCAAAGUCGCAGGACCCCGGAGAUCAGGAAGGAGGAAGUCCGAAGGUACCCCCUAUCCCGCAGGAUUUGUCAUUGGGAACAAUGCGCAGCAAGCCGCUACCUUGCGCAGUGCACGGUAA
Gaeumannomyces tritici R3-111a-1 is the source of this 507-nucleotide messenger RNA. RefSeq lists its product as hypothetical. Lineage: Eukaryota; Fungi; Ascomycota; Sordariomycetes; Magnaporthales; Magnaporthaceae. The transcript has a single exon. The annotation marks the transcript as partial. The record is from RefSeq and is a predicted model, not a curated record.